CCCAACAGUAAAAAGAAGAGACUUGACCUCUCAUAUAACAUACUCUUAUUGGUUCUACUUCUACUAAUACCUCUACUUUUGCCUACUUCUUCACUUGUCUGUUCCAACAUUCUCUCUCUCUCUCAAUGGCUUUUCCUUCCUCCUUUCUCUUCUUUUUCUUCAUCACCAUCCUUCUAUCUCUGUCCCCUGCUUUCUCCACAAAUUCUGAAGGAAAUGCUCUACAUGCUUUGAGAAGCAGACUUUCUGACCCCACAAAUGUUCUACAAAGCUGGGACCCUACUCUUGUUAAUCCUUGUACCUGGUUUCAUAUCACCUGCGACUCCAAUAAUCAUGUUAUUCGCCUGGAUUUGGGCAAUACUAAUAUUUCUGGAACAUUAGGACCAGAGCUUGGUGAACUCAAGAAUCUACAGUACCUGGAGCUUUAUAGGAAUAACAUUGGAGGCAAAAUCCCAAAGGAAUUGGGUAAUUUGGAAAAUCUUAUUAGCAUGGACCUAUAUGGCAAUAGAUUUGAAGGCAACAUUCCUAAGUCUUUUGCUAAAUUGAAGUCUCUUAGAUUUUUGCGGUUAAACGACAACAAGCUAACUGGUUCGAUUCCAAGGGAACUCACCACCCUCCCCAACCUUAAAGUAUUUGAUGUUUCUAAUAAUGAUCUUUGUGGAACAAUCCCUGUUGAUGGCCCCUUUGGAAGCUUUCCUAUGGAAGGUUUUGCGCACAACAGACUCAACGGACCUGAGCUGAAAGGACUAGCUCCCUAUGACUUUGGAUGCAAAUAAUUCAAAAUAUAGUUUGACAAAAGCCAUCCUAAGGUUGCUUUAUGAUGUCACAACAUACCUACUAUAUUUUCUGUAUUGUAUAUGUAGUUUGACAGUUUUGCCGAGGUUUGAAACCUCAUGUUCAAUGCAGUUCAUGUUAGCACCAGCUAGCAUAUAAAGGUUCUUUAAAAACCAUCGCUAGAGCUUACCUUCACCCAUAACUUGAAAGCACAAAAUGCACUGUCUAGCUGAGUACUGAACUUGUUACAUCAAAUGAUAGAUGGUUUUGAAGUAAAA
Messenger RNA from Nicotiana attenuata, 1049 nucleotides. RefSeq names its product somatic embryogenesis receptor kinase 1-like. The coding region runs from base 126 to 773 and encodes 215 amino acids. Gene Ontology annotation, molecular function: protein binding. The transcript has 7 exons. The record is from RefSeq and is a predicted model, not a curated record. Lineage: Eukaryota; Viridiplantae; Streptophyta; Magnoliopsida; Solanales; Solanaceae.